Messenger RNA from Galendromus occidentalis (western predatory mite), 2917 nucleotides. RefSeq lists its product as uncharacterized. The record is from RefSeq and is a predicted model, not a curated record. Lineage: Eukaryota; Metazoa; Arthropoda; Arachnida; Mesostigmata; Phytoseiidae. The transcript is spliced from 12 exons. Gene Ontology annotation, biological process: C-terminal protein deglutamylation; proteolysis; protein side chain deglutamylation. Gene Ontology annotation, molecular function: zinc ion binding; metallocarboxypeptidase activity. Bases 1 to 2793 code for a protein of 930 amino acids.
AUGGGUCCAUAUGGCGGAGUUCUUGUGUGCAGCGCCUUCCAGCAGAGCCGUUCGAAAAUUCUCCAGAAAGCUUGCAGCAGUCCAGUGGUAGCUAAAAAGACCGGUGAGAAGCUACACAGCGAUCUCGAAGUACUCCUCCUAGAACGCUCUGAAGAGGGCGUCCUGAAGAAAGUCAAUUCCGUUCGCAACCACCUACAGGGAAUAGGCAAUUCGGUGGACGUGAGUCCGGUAGCGGCUCUCGUAACUCGGAUAGCAUUCCUGCUCGACAAAUAUCCGGAUGCAUCGGAGAUAUCGCAAGGUGUCAUAACGAUCCUUCGGGUCAUCUGUACCCACGAAAGGGGUGGAGCGGGCUGCGCGCAGACCCUCGCGUACUCGGAAGCCCUAAAUUCGCUCCUCUCGGCGUACUCGCGUCAGAGGAGCAUAAACCGAGAGAUGUAUCUCCUCCUGGCGAAAGUGUGCGUGCACGACAAACUAUUCUCGGUGAAGGCGAGAUUCACCGGCGUGUUUGGCAUCCCCCUUAACGAUCUCAACAGCAACGCGGGAGCUGCCAAAGAAAUGUCUACGCAGCCCAUUCUCCAAGUACUGAGAGCCGUACUUGCUAAUAGGCUGAACGUGACUUUGCUGAACAGACGUGGUUUGUUGCCAGCUCUCGUGAUGUUGAUGAAGAAAAAGCAAGGAGUUAUCGAUAUGGAAAUGGUCCUCCUAUGCGAAUGCCUCGCAGCGGCCAGCAGAAGCAAAAACAGCGUCAUGCAGCUACUCGAACAGAAUGUGCUGGAUCUGCUGUUGCCGUUACUGGAACGCGGAGGCAUGUGUACAUCGGAGAAGAUUCGUUGUUUGCUAGCGGUCCUACAGGUCGUGAUUCAUGUGGUCUCCUUCAAAAUGGGUCGGAAGGCAGUAGCUCGCAAGUCGUUGUGCGCCCAGUUAAUGAGUUUGGCCGAUCUCAUGACGGGUCAGCAGGGCCUGUUGAAUGGGAUCUCCGAGAUCCUCUACAGGUGUCUGCCUCCACUGAGACUGCCCAUUGAAAGGACCUCAAGAAAUUAUACGACUAUGUUGAGGGAAAGCUUCAACAAGAGAUUAUCUUCUUCUCCACCUAAUAAGGAUUCUUCCGAUUCCUCAUUAGUGGAAUUGUUUCGUCGAAUCACAUCGUUCGAUGACAACCUCGAGGAUCUUCCAUAUUUGGGAAAUAUUGAUCGGAAGCAAGUUCUGCUCAACCUUGCCAAAGAUGUCGUGCGCCCCCCGCCCGAGGGGAUGGAGGCGGGUGGCUGGGUAGCAGAGGCCGAGUUUUGGAUGCUGAAUCCAUCAAACCUGCAGAUGAAUUUAGAACCCUUGAACGUGUCGCCUGCCCUAGAGUCCUUGGCUCUGUUGAACCAUGUUAAAGCCCACUAUAACCAGGAGCUGACGACGAAACGUUUUCCUGUUGUAUACGACGUCACUCACGGCCCUCUUUUCGAAGACCUCUCGUUCGAAUCGCGGUUCGAGGGAGGAAAUUUACGGCGGGUUAUUCAACGAUCUUCGCGGGAGUACGAUCUAGUCCUGAACCCGGACGUGAACACUAUGAGACAUCAUUUUUGGUUCUAUUUCGGAGUGAAGAACAUGACUGCGCGGGUAGUCUACACCUUUAACAUCAUCAACCUGGACCGUCGAGAUACGAUGUACACAAAACGUGGAAACGCCGGAGGUCUGUCUCCGCUCCUAUUCUCGGAUGGUUCGUGGACACGACUCAGUUCCCUCCCCGGUUUCAGCCUUUCGUGCUACAGAAAUCACUACAGGCAUCCGUUGAAAGGUCAUCAUUACUAUACGCUCUCUUUGACGUUCCUUCUGCCAGCGAACUCUACCUGUUAUCUGUCUUCAUCAUUCCCAUAUUCGUAUUCGUUGCUACGAACCCACCUUUGUACGACCGCUUUCAACAGUAAUUCCGUUUUCUACAAGGUUCGGAAGAUGUGUAACAGCGUCUUGGGGAACAAGUGUUAUUUGUUGACGAUCACCGACAAGUCGAACCUGUCGCGAGCAGCUCAAAAGCCAGUGAUAUUCAUUUCUUCGAGAGUUCAUCCGGGAGAAACAAACAGCUCGCAUAUAAUGCACGGAGCUCUUCAGGCUCUUCUCUCGGAACAUCCGGCAGCUGUUUCUCUCCGAGAAAAAUUCGUCUUCUACGUCGUCCCAAUGCUGAAUCCCGACGGCGUCGUCUGUGGAAACCAGCGGUGCGGCAUGGCCGGAGCCGACUUGAAUCGCCAGUACGAGAACCCAUGUCCGACCCAGCACCCAACGGUGUUCUACACUAAGGCACUUUUGACCUACCUGACUGCCAACAAUCGCCCUCCACUCGUCGUGUGUGACAUCCAUGGCCAUUCCCGAGCUCACAACGUUUUCAUGUUCGGGUGCGAGGAUACCCCAGCACAGAGACUUCUUCCCAACGUUCUACACAAUAGGCUCAAAUCGUUCAAUCAGGGUCAGUGCACUUACAAAUUGGAGGCCUCUAAACGGGGGGCGUUGCGAAUUUCCGCGUGGAAGGAACUGAAUCUCUCGCUCUCCUAUACGAUGGAAUGCACGAUCGCAGGCUGUGAUUCUCGGGGUUAUAAGGGGUUCCAUCUCGGGGUGGAGGAGCUCAAAGAAAUCGGACGGGAGUUGAUCUUCGCCCUGGACGAAAUCGGCGACAGCCGAGAGAGUAUCGAAUCGAUCGCGGCCAAAACAGACUUCAGCAAGCAGAAUCUCAGCGUGCCCGCCGAGAAAAUUCAUUGCAGCGAUUCAUCCUCAUCAUCAGACGACGAAGCCAACGUCAUCGAAGACGACGAUUAGGUUUCUGUGACGCUGAGCCGGCGAUGAAGUCAUCGAAUCACCUGCUUUAGAUAAAGCGGAGCUUGCGGAUAUACAAUACAUACGGGAUAUAUAGACGCCUCUUCUAGGAGGGACUACGACUUAC